GGUCUCUGCUCCGUUAUGGCCCGCAGCUUCGUGGGGAACUGCGCGCCUUUGUUCUUCCUCGCCGUCGUGUUUGACGCUGUUGGUCUGAUUGUAUUACUAGUCGGGAUUUUUGGAAAGCUUUAUCUGGACGGCCGCUUCUAUGGGGAUUUCCUCAUAUACACGGGCUCAAUCAUCAUUUUUCUUAGUCUAAUGUGGUGGGUACUGUGGUACACGGGGAACGUACAGCUUCACUCGGCCGACAGGACGAACUUCAUCAACUUCAGGCACUGGGCGAGGAAACUGUCCGAGAGGCUUUCCAUGAGACGCAUGAAGCCCCUGGAACCAGGUGACAUCAAGAAGAAGAGCAUGGGGAAUGGGAAGGAGCUGUACGGCACCGUGCGUGCGUCUGCGCCGCCUCCGGUUAUUUGGGAAGGUGGCAAUGGAGUGUUGUCGGGCCACGACAACAAAGGCUUUGAUGGAGGGACCGAGUCCGCAUCCCCAGCAUACAGAAACACGGAGCUGGGAGUGCUGAAGAGCUCAGCUGUGGGUCUGCAGGCACAGGACGGCAAAGCAGAGAGGCUGCUCUGAGAGAUCACGGUGAUGACCUGUGAUGGGCAGACUCCGCCCCCUCACCCUCCCUUUGCUGCUUUCCAAAAACUCCAACAGACUGAAAAACUGAAGUCACUUUGUUCAAAUUAUUAAAUAGGGAAGACAGUUUCUUAAUCAGGGAAGAGCCCCGCAUCCACAGUAAGGAGAAGGGCUGCGCACACUGAAAGGAAAGCUCUUGUACAGAACAAUUUUUUAUUUUUAU
Molecule: messenger RNA, 790 nt
Organism: Archocentrus centrarchus (flier cichlid)
Lineage: Eukaryota; Metazoa; Chordata; Actinopteri; Cichliformes; Cichlidae
Product: transmembrane protein 238-like
Exons: 2
Coding region: 16-567 (183 amino acids)
Source: RefSeq, a predicted model, not a curated record